AUGGAAAAAGAGACGGAUCUUACUGUAAUCCUUAGCAGGAAUAUAGGAAUCUCUACUUUUCAAGGGUUGUCACUGCAGAGUAGGUACAAUUCAACAAUACGCGUGGCUCCUAAUUACCCACAGGCAGUAGAACUCACCAAAUGGGCAAAAGAAAACAAAUCAAUGUUGUUAAGUCGUGCGUCGAAAAAAACCUCAACAAGCUCAUCUGCCCCUCUCAUGGUAUUGACUCCUGCCGGCCAACGAGUUGUCUCUAUUGAAGAAAUUUCAUCACCAACUUCUAUGGGACUCUUCUAUGUUGAAGCAGAAAUGGCCAUAUCAGAUGAAUUGCAAGAGUUUUGUGUACUUGAAUGCUCAGGAUGCAAACAAAAGAAGCGCACAAAAGAUAGAAAGGAUUUUCAUUGUCCAAAAUGCAAUCGGAAAACAACAUUACUUCCUCGGUAUUUCUCCUUCUCCUUCGUCUUUGUUCAGUUAAUAUAUCUACUUAAGAAUACAUAUUAGUAAGAUCAAUUUGAAAGAUACACCUAAAAUCAUGAUAAGUUUAAAAUAUGAGUGUUUCUUACUUUUCCUUUUUUUGACUAUUUGAGAUUUGAUGUAAGGUGCUUUUCUCUUUUAUUAUUAUAGGGACAAUUUAUGAUUCAUUCUUAAUACAUAUCAAUAAUGUUUGUUGUUAUGUGUGUGAUCUAUUAAUUUUAGAGGUUGAAGGACAGCCUUCUACCAAAAAGUGUUUUCGAUUUUGGCACUAACAUAGUUAAAGUAUAACUUAAUGCUUCUG
This is a messenger RNA of Solanum pennellii, 772 nucleotides long. RefSeq lists its product as uncharacterized. The transcript has 4 exons. Bases 1 to 498 code for a protein of 165 amino acids. The record is from RefSeq and is a predicted model, not a curated record. Lineage: Eukaryota; Viridiplantae; Streptophyta; Magnoliopsida; Solanales; Solanaceae.